Molecule: messenger RNA, 6259 nt
Organism: Anas platyrhynchos (mallard)
Lineage: Eukaryota; Metazoa; Chordata; Aves; Anseriformes; Anatidae
Gene: ALPK3
Product: alpha kinase 3
Biological process (GO): protein phosphorylation; cardiac muscle cell development
Cellular component (GO): nucleus
Molecular function (GO): ATP binding; protein serine/threonine kinase activity
Source: RefSeq, a predicted model, not a curated record
UGACAGGGCCGGCAGCGGCGGCGGCGGCGGCCAAGGGCAGGGGCAGCCACAGCCCGGCCGCCGCCAUGGGCUCGCCACGCCGGGCCCUCGGUAACUCGUACGCCGGUAACGGGAGGCUGUCACCGCCGCUCCGGCCGGGCAGCGUCGAGGGAGCGGAGGAGGCCGAGAGCGCGGCCUGGGCUUCUCGGCCCAACCGGCGUAGUUACCUGCUGAGCAUCCGGCCCCAGAACAGCUUAUCAAGCAGCAGAUUCUCUCUCUCCAGUUUAGGAAGGAGCACCUUCUGCGCAAUCAUUUCUCAGCUGACGGAAGAAACCCAGCCACUAUUUGAAACCACUAUCAAAUCCCGUUCUGUGUCCGAGGACUCUGAUGCUAAAUUCACGUGCAUAGUGACAGGGUACCCGCAGCCGGAGGUGACAUGGUACAAGGAUGAUGAAGAGAUGGACCGCUACUGUGGCUUACCUAAGUAUGAGAUUUUCCGCCAUGGAAAUCGCCACACCCUGCAGCUGUACAAGUGCCGAGAGGAAGAUGCAGGCAUUUACCAGGCCUCAGCUAGAAAUAACAAAGGCAUCGUGUCCUGCUCAGGCGUGCUGGAAGUGGGAACCAUGACGGAGUUCAAAAUCCAUCAGAAGUGGUUUGCCAAAAUUAAGAGAAAAGCUGAAGAAAAACUGCGAGAGAUAGAACAGAGCAAGAAACGAGGGAAAGAGAAUGUGGAGGUGGAGAAUGUGCAGGGAAUGAGCCCUGAUCGGCUCCAAAGAAAGCGGAGGCUGGCCAGGGAUCUGAAUCUCCGGUCAGGAGCCUCUCCAUGGGAGAAAGAGGAUGCGGCAAAAGUGCAUGUUGGUGAUUCUCAGUCCAGAUUCCACGAGGCUGAGCUGAAGGAACAGUCAGUGAACACGAUGGCUGGCUUACCAAACAAACUGGUUGCACCUUUGAAAGCAGAGGUGACCACCAAUGGAGACGCUUGUUUGGAAAGUGCAGAAGAGAAUGGGAAUGGCUUUCUCGCGUACAUCUACGAGACAGUGGAAGACCUAGUGGCUAAGCCAAUGGCCAAAGACUCUGCAGCUAAAAAGAAAAAGAAAGUGGAGGAUGCUCCAGCACCAAAGCAGGAAGUUUCAAAGCGAGAGGAAAGUGGGAGAGACAGGACAAAACCCUCAACAAAUCCAAGGUUUGCCCCUCCCGUCCCCUUACGCAGGAGUGCACAUCUGAGGGUAGCAAAUGAUCAAGAAGCGGAAAAUACUCCAAAGAUCAAAGAGUCUGGGAAAGCUGUGAAUCAGGACACUAAAAUUAAUGGUGAUGUGCACUUCUCUUUGAAAGAGAUGUAUUUUGAUAAUCAAGUGAACGCAGCAGCGGAGAAGGAAGAGGCAGGAGCCAAGGAAGAGGCUGCGAGAGAGGCUGCCCUGCAGCCCGCGGGUGUCAGCAGGCAGACAGAGGGUGCUUCGCCAUCCUCAGAGGUGUCAAAGGCAGGACCUGCACCACCCGAGGGAAGGAAGAGCCAGCACACAGCACAGAAGUCGGAGGGACAUAAAGCCGUCGGUCCAGAGGUUGCAGGAGCAGUGGGACGGUCUGCUAGUGACCUAAAACAUCCAGUGUCUGGCCCAACAGUAGAUACCGGUCAGCAAGCCAACAAGUUAGAGGAGCUCAAGAAGGAGACUCCGGUUUGCCAGGACACCAGGGGGGCUGGAAAAAGGACAAACCCCAGGCUGAGGCCUCAGGAGCCACCAAAGCCACCACCACCAGACCACACACAGCCCCACAAGGAGCAACCUCCCUCUAGGAAACAGUCAGAAGGACAUUCCCAUACUCCUGAGGGCAGAGAGGCCCGGCAAGGACUGUCAAAUCAAGAUGUUAAGAGCCAAGGUAAUAAAGAGACAUUGCCAAAGAAAUUGAGUCCUCCAGAGCAUGGAGAAAAUACUCCUCCUGAGCAAAAUGCACAUCAGACAAUGGUAAAGGAUGGGAAGAGCAAAGAGACGGGUUUAGAGCCAUCCAGGAGUGAGCCCUGUGCAGAGGCAAGAGGCAGCAGUAUAGCAGAGUCAUCCCCUGUGGUGGGAGGGACACAUCGGGGGCUUCAGGAGGCUGAAACCCCAGCUCCUGCUUCAGGACGAGUGGCCAAGGAAGAAUCAUCCCCUGUGGUGGGAGGGACACCUUUGGGGCUUCAGGAGGCUGAAACCCCAGCUCCUGCUUCAGGACGAGUGGCUGAAGAAGAGUCGUCCCCUGUGGUAGGAGGGAAAACUCUGGGACUUCGGGAGACUGAAACCCCAGCUCCUGCUUCAGGACAAGUGGCCAGGGAAGUGUUGUCCCCUGUGGUAGGAGGGACACCUCAGGGGCUUUGGGAGGCUGAAACACCGGCUCCUGCUUCAGUACAAGUGGCCAAAGAAGAGUCAUCCCCUGUGGUGGGAGGGACACCUCAGGGGCUUUGGGAGACUGAAACACCAGCUCCUGCUUCUGGACGAGUGGCCGAAGAAGGGCCAAUCCCCCCUCUUGCAGCAGGGACAUUGGUGGCACAGGAGGCCCUGCCUGCAGCUCACAGCAAUAAAAGGAAGGAGCCUGCUGCAGGGGAGGCCCUGUCUGGAGCCCAGCUGCUGCCUCCUGCCAGCAAAGCCACAGAAACCAAAAAGGCAGAUGGAUCUGCACCGCAGGAGGAGUUUCCAGAAAGUUCUUCAGGGCAGGAGAGUGCCAAACAGGUGCCUGUACUACCUCAGAGGAAGGAAGGAGCAGAGCAAAGAGCUGCAGCUCCAAAGCAGGAGCCAGCAGCACCUUCGGGCACUUUUGAAAGAGGCACUGAGGUUCAGCCACAAGCACCACUGGUCCUGCCAAGCCCCGAGAAACCUCAGGAAAUGACUUUGGAGGAGAAGAUGCAGCACAAAAACCUUGUUUCCUCCUUGAAGAGCUACCUACUGCUGCUUUUAAAAAUGUCAGAUAGCAGCAACAGUGACACAAAAGAAGAUGCUGAGCCCAGGGCUGAGGAGCAGCCCACUGCAGAGGAGGCUGUGCUCCCAGAGAUAGGCAUUGCAGGCCUGAGCCCCCGCACCUCAAGGAGAGUUUUGGAAAAGGUACAAAACAACCAGCUCUUCCAGACAGCAGAGAAUUUGCCUCUGACUCCCAGGACAACCAGGCGGAUCACAGGCCUGAUUCAGGAGGAAUUUGUUACCAGCAAAGAGAUGCUGGCUUGCAGGCCCGUGCCGCCAAAGAGACGUACAAAGGUGGCUCCCGAAGCGGAGGGGUCAUCCCAGCUCUCUGUGCCAUCCAUCGUGGUGGGCAGCAUGCCAGCAGCAGGAGCGGGACAGCCUCCUAAUACUGCUCCCAUUUUGACUCCAGUGACCCCUGAGAAAGAGAGCCCUAGUGACCCUUUGGCUGCGCUACCUUGUGCCACACCAGAGGAGCUCGCUUCUGGGGCCCGCCGCAAAAUAUACCUGCCAAAAACGAAGCAAGCUGGGGAGGAAGAGGAGGCAACCCCGGAGAGCCAAGGGCAUGCAAGAAGCCCUACUGUUUCACCACGGCAAUCCAGGAAGAGCGCAGCCCUGCUGCAGACACCUACCCUGGCUCCAUCCCCUCCAGCAGAGCAACGCUCGCCAACCCUCACGAGGAAGAUGGCCACGUUGGAGGUUCCUAAGCUGUAUGAUGAACCCGCAGGUGACAGCAGCAAUGAUCCCGAAGUCCCUGAAGAUGCUAAGCUAGAAGGGCAGCCAGCAGAAUCCAAGAAAGCAAAUAACCCAUUUAAAGCUCCACAGGUGAUUCGUAAGAUCAGGGCUGAACAAUUUUCCGAUGCAUCAGGAAACCUGAAACUUUGGUGCCAGUUCUUCAAUAUUUUGAGUGAUUCUAAGCUGAUGUGGUACAAGGACGAGAUCCCUGUAGCAGAAGCACAAAGGAGUGCUGGUGAUGAGGGCCAGGCAGCCUUGGCCAUUGUGCAGGCAUCCCAGAAGGACUGCGGGGUCUACCGCUGUGUGAUCAGCAAUGAGUACGGCACUGACUCCACUGAUUUCCUGCUCAGCCCAGAAGUGCUGUCAGGAUUCAUCUUGCGGGAAGAGAUCGAAGUCGGCGAGGAGAUCGAGAUGACGCCCAUGGUGUUCGCGAAGGGCUUGGCUGACGCAGGCUACUGGGGGGAUAAGUUCUUCGGGCGUGUGGUGAGUGAGGACAUGGAAGUGGGUGCUGGCUUCCUGCGCAAGGCCUGCCGUGCCAGAGCCAUCUAUGGCCUAGAGCCCAUCUUCGAGUCCGGCCACACCUGCGUCAUCAAAGUGCACAAUUUUAUUGUCUUUGGGACCAAGAAUGAGAACAGCCUCAUCGAGAAGAACUAUGAUAUCACCAUACAGGAAUGUAAAAUCCAGAACUCUAGCCGUGAGUACUGCAAGAUCUUUGCUGCUGAGGCACGAGCCGUCCCUGAUUUUGGAGCAGUGCCUGAGAUAAUUCCUCUGUACCUGAUUUACCGACCGGCCAACAACAUCCCUUACGCCACGAUGGAGGAGGACCUGGGUGGGCCCUGUGAGCAGUACUGUGUCACCGAGAGAGAUGGCAGCUUGGUGGCACGAGGCACCUCGGAGAUUGUGCUCAAAUGCUGUGCCUUCCAGCACUGGGUAUACCAGUGGACGAAUGGAAACAUCCUUGUGACUGACAUGGAAGGCGUGGGCUGGAAGAUGACCAACGUGCGGAUAGCUACCAACCUCAAAGGGUACCAGGGGCUGAAGGAAAGCUGCUUCCCCUCCCUGUUGGAGCAAUUCGCGGCCACUCACCAGUGCAACCAUUACUGCAGCAUCCUGGGCCUGAAGACUCUGGAGCCAGCCAAACCCAAGGGCUCCAAGAGCCCCUCCACAGGCAGGAAAUCAACCCAGUCCAGCCCCCAGCUUCCGAAGAAGGGGAUGGCGAGUCCCCAGGGCACCCGAAAGGCUACUGUGAGCCCCAGGAGCUCCCGGAGAGCAGUGGAAGCAGGGGACGCCCAAGCAGCCUCCAAACUCAGGUCUGGAGAGGGCAGUGGGUCUGGUUGCCCGCAGUAGUCGGAGCUGCGGCUGUGGGGACCCCCACUCCGCCCACCAGCCCAAGCAGCCGGAGGGCAGCGUGUGACCACGUGCUGUGGCUGCUCUCAUCCCUUUGCUCCUGCCCCGGCUCCUCACGUUUGUGUUGUGUGGUGUGUGCUAGCGCAAGCCACUCGACUGGCUUCGCAGCAGGGCCGGCAUAGCUGAGGGCAUUGCGGCUCCCACCCGUGGGCCCCCUCUCACAGACCUCUCUGCAGAAGCUGCGUGGGGCCGUGCACGCCGCUGCGCCAGGACUUGCUUUCCACUCGUUCCAUUUGGCUUGCUUGAACUGGUGCAUUCAAGACGUGGGCCGUCAGACCAGCUCCCUCGGGCUUUGCCUAUGCUGUGCCCCAUUCCUGGCAGUGCUCCGCUGAGCUGACCAGGAGUGUGGGCUCUCCUCCUGGCUCCCAGCUCCUUUCUGCUCCCCCAGCACGUGUCACCACUCUCCCUCUUCAUGUCCUCUGUAAAGCCCAGACAGUGCUCGGUGUCAGGGGUGUGAACCAAACCAGAGCCCGACCGGUCCUUUGCAUGCUGAUUUAAAUUGUUUUGCUGCAGCAGGGUUUAGCGGUGAGCUGCAGCACUUGUGCUUGCCUGCUGCUAUUGCUUGGGGCUCUGGGGUGCGGGCCAGCCCUGUGGCAGGGUGCUGGUGUUGGUGCCAGCAGCCGCACAGGGUGGGAGCUGCACCCCUCUCCUGGCCUCCAUGGCCAGGUGGAUGCUGAGGGCAGUGGUGCUGCUACAGGUAAGGAUGCUCUACCUCAGAUGGGGCGCCCAGGAGCGGGGCAUUGCUGGCCACAUGUGGUUAGUGUCACCCCCGCUUGGCGCAGUUACCCCAGUGGCAACAUCUGCCCCUGUCCCUGCUGCCCUGGUGCCACACAGAGGCCAGCUCUGAGCCCCAGGUUCGCGUGCUGUGGCUGUGGUGGGAGGCAUCGACGGGUGGGCAGCGGUGCCCCUGCUGCAAAGUAAAGCCCCCCACAGCGGGACAAGCCUCCUUUGUCUCAUCCCAUCACCUUCCCUAGGGCUCUGGAGAGGCGUGCUGGGUGACAGCGCUGCCACACCUAAGCAUGGGGAGGGUGGUGGCACCCAAAACGGUGACUCGCUGCAGCCUGGCAGAGGAGGGAAGGUGCUGGGCUGGGAGCAGGGGUGUGCCCCGGUGCCCUGGUGCUGUCGUCAGAUCAUUGUAAAAUAAUGGUGUACAUACAUGGCCGCCUUGGCAAAUGGGUGUGCUCGAGUGCAAUAAAGUGAGAAGGACUGGCCUGGUC